GCUGCACCUGCCAGAUGACAGCAAAAAAUCUUUAAAAAUGAAUGACUUUAUUACCAUAUUUGUCUUUGGGAGGCAAUUAUGGCUGCUAGGAAAGCCCAAACACUAUGUUAAUAAGUGACGGCGUUUGAGCCAAGCGAAUUUGGCUGGCAAAUUUAUAUAAAUAGCGUUGGCGACAGUGAAUGAAGAUGGCGGUCAAUUUAACAAGGCUUCUCGCUCUUUUCAGUGUCUUUUGUGUCCUGGCUGAAACAGCUGGAUCUCUCCGUAUUAAGAAUGUAUCGUCUUGGGCGGAUGAGUUGGGAAGAGUGCUGUUUGAGUUCUUCAACAAUACCACCCAGUACAGCAAAAUUCAAGAGGACUACCAUCAAUCUAGUAAGCUUUCGACCAUCGAUAGAAAUGGAAGUGCGAUUGCGGAGAAGAUGAAACACCGCCUGGAGGGUAUUUUGCAAGGAAAGAUUGAGUCUAUCAGGAAUCUUGCUUCAAAGGCUGCAGAACUCAGAAAGAAUUACACUUACAAGACUGGAUCUGAAAUUGAACAGACUGAGUAUUUUAACACUAAGGAUCUGACAGGCUUGCCUCUGGAAAGAGACCCAAAGUUUUCUGAUAAAGUUGCUAUUAACAAGUCUAGCAGUGUUGUACACAUACCAACUGAUGUUUACAGUAGGGGGGUGAAAAUUCUCAAUACCAUUAAUUGGACGGAUGGACUGAAUAAAUACUUCAAAGAAAAUGAACAGAAAGACCCUUCACUAUUGUGGCAGUAUUUUGGAAGCUCUGAUGGAGUUUACAGGGUGUAUCCAGGUUUCGAGUGGAGGAAUAGUGGGACAGACGUCUACGACAAUAGAAGACGCAGCUGGUAUAUUCAAGGAUCAAGUGCACCGAAAGACUUAAUUAUGGUGCUAGACUUAAGUGGCAGUAUGGCUGGUCAAAAACUGUCCAUUCUUAGACUUGCAUCAUUGUCAUUGCUUGAAACACUGCAAGAAAACGACUUUGUUAAUAUUGUUGCAGUGUAUGAAGGAGAACCUGUAAUGUUGUGUCAGUUGAAGAAAGAUGGGAAAUGCAGCAGGCAACUGUUGCAAGCCACUGCCCAGAAUAAAAAGUUUUUACAGCAGUUUAUUCCUCAAAAUACUUUUGCUAAGGGGAUUGCAAAAGCCAGUACUGGAUUUCAAUUAGCUAUUGAUGUGUUGAAGGACUCAAGAGAAAAGCAGAAUUUUUCAUCAUCAAACUGUACACAAGCAAUUGUUCUUUUCACUGAUGGAAUGGAGGACAGCCAAUACAAACUAAGUAAAGAAAUAUUUAACAAGGAAAACAAAGAUGAAAAGAUCCAUGUUUUUACUUACCUUGUUGGGAGUGAAAAAGGAGCCAAGUUUGAGCCAUUGAAGGACAUUUCUGAUACUAAUGGAGGUUGCUUGUUUUAUAUACAAACCCUCUCAGAUGUCAGGGAGAAAGUUCUGUCAUAUGUAUCAGUGCUCAGUCGUCCAUUAGCCUUUGCUAAGGGUGGACCAGACACAUCCUGGACCCCAAUUUACCUUGAUCAACUGGGACUCGGCUUAAUGAUCACACUUGUGGCUCCAGUGUUUAACAUCACCAGUCCUGAAGAUAAAGGACAACUGCUGGGAGUGGUGGGAACAGAUAUGCCAUUACCACAACUGGAGGGCACUGUCCCAUUGAGUGAGGUCGGGGUGAAUGGGUAUGGCUUUGCAAUAAACAACAAUGGCUUUGUAGUGUUCCAUCCAGGCCUCAAUAAGAAGUGGGUUAGGAAGCAUGGCGAACCGCCCAAAGAAGCAAAAUUGGCUGAUAACAAAUUUAAAGAUCCCCCGAACAUUGCCCUAAAUGAAGUGGAAUACAAUCAGGAAGGUGCCAAGAAGCUUAUGCGCGAGAUGAUUGAUCGAGUGACUGGAAACAUGAAGUUUAAAAAUCGCUUGAUAUCUGAUGACAAGCUCAGACUAAGCUUGGAGGACGAUUUUCACUUCUUCUACAGUCCUGUGGACAACACAUCUUUCAGUGCUGCUGUUGCUAUCCCUAACUAUGGUCUCAAAUUGCUUCAGGCAAAAGGCAUGAACGUCGAUGAUGCAGAUGUAGAGACGUAUUUAUCCAGCUCUAAGAAUGACGAGGAUGUGAUAGUAGCUCCUUGGGAGAUAUGUCGAGGCACUCCGGUGGCUGCAAAGGAGACGACGCCAGUGUACAAACCAUCAACUCCAAAUGCUACUGACAUAAUCGAUGACACGAAUCGAAGCAAUAAUUGUGAUAAAUAUAAGCUGCAAAAUUUGCUUUUUGAUGCAAAUUUGACGAAAGAGAGAGCAAGCAAAAAAUGGAAUGCCAAAAAAAUGGAAGAAGACAAAAUUCACAGUGUGUUCGUAGCAACACAUGGAGGCAUUAUGAGAUUUCUGAAGACAGGGUCUGCAGCACCAUUUACAACGCGAGACUUCAUGAAGGAGCAGUUCUACAAAGAAGCUGCCCAAUAUGCUCAAAAAGAAAAAAAAGGCCUUGUUCUUUCAAUUUCCUACAGAGGACAAAACAAAGGCAACCAACCAGCGAGUAAUGAAUCGAUCGUCAUCAAUGCAAGUUCUGCUAUUGUGAAGGACGGCGUUGUUGCUGCAGUGGCUGGAAUGCAAUUUGAUCAGGAAAAAAUGCAAGAAAUCUUCAAUACAACUGCUGGAAGCGAGGUCAAUUGUCAGGAUUCAGAGGUGUACUGCCGACUGAUCAACGAUGAUGGCCUCAUACUAGCAUCAAAUCAAAAGGAUAAUGAGGUUGGAGAAUUCUUUGGCGUUCCAGAGGGAGCAGUUUUGAAGCAUUUCCUCAAUAACUCGCAGUUUAAAGAAUUUAAUUUUAGCAACAUACAAGGAGAGUGCAAAAAGCCUCAGAAAAUCGUAUCCAGUGCUCGGACACUUCUGAAUCCUCUCUUUGCAGUGUCAUCGUAUGUACAAUUCUGGACCCAGACUGUUUUUUGGUCUUUGAUGCAGUUCAACAUAUACAGUUUCUUUUCUCGUGGUAAUACGGCCCUGGCGGAAGAAGAAGAGGAGAUGAAAAUUCCUUGUACGCAAGAACUCAAAUUUUACAAAGGAGAAAAUUUUACAGAAAGGAAAGAAGAUGAUAUGGUUUGUCCAGAAUCCGAUUCCAAUUGUGAUAAACUAACUUGGAUUGUGUACCCAGCACGUGUUAAGAAUACAAAUCUUCUGUUGGUGAUAGUUAAGAAGAAUUGUCAGUGCGAAGACAAUGAGAGAAUAAAGGUUACACUCACACCAAAGGACUCUGUAUCCAGUAUAACAGAACCUAGGCUUAUGUCCUACAGGAAACCUCCGGAACUAGAAUCACUUUGCAAAGCCAAAGGAGAGGGCAAACCUCCUUGUGCCUCGGCCAGCCUUUGUUCCCCUCACCUAAUCACUCUGCUCAUUCUGCUCACAUUCUCUCUUCUUCUUCCAACCAAUCAUCACGGGAGAUGAGUAACUGGACUAUAUCGACUUCAGACGAUACUGAGUGGAAUCCCUGUGGUUACUUGAGCUUAACGAACGCUUUACAGUGAAAAAAAAAUAGCUUUAGACACGUCAACAAAACAGUAGAUACUGCAAGAGAUGAUGUCCUGAUAUUCCGUCAAAUACUCUUGUCAAUCAAAAAGAGGCGUCAGUGACGAGCGAAUUUAACAUUCAAGCGGACUGAUUUGCAGAAGACUGCGAAUUACCCGAAGGGCCUGGAAUUGACUUAAAUUUUAACUAAGCUGAGCUUGUAAAACACAUUUUUAUUAGAAGUAUUUAUACUUUUUGUUUUUCCUUUCUUGUUUUAUAUGUGACAAUUUUAAAAUCGAAAUACCUAUGCAAAUGUGCAAGGAUUUUUAUGCCUUGAACCGUUGUGCCUAGAGUGGUCAAGCUUCUAGUACACCUCGUUUAAUUUCCAUAGAGGUGGAGAAAUAACGGCAUUCUGUACUUAAUAGCUUAGUGACAAAUCUCACCGAUUCUUUGUGACAUUUGUCUUCGUGUUUUUGUCUUUUUAUCACGAACAAAGUGCUAUGUCAUGCCUGUUAUUUUGACUGAUACUUUUAGUCUCGCACAGAUAAAGAAGUUUCUCGCGCUAAGGUAGUUUCAUCAGAAACACACAUCUGUAAUCGUAAUUUCUUGUCGCGGGCCAUGGCUAUUGUGGAAUUCGGUGGUGUUUCACCUGGUUUUUGUGCUUUCGUUAUUGUUUUGAUCGAAAAGUACUCGACCUUAAUCAAACUACAUUACAGAUAGUAACAGUUCGUUGUUUUCUGUGAGUUUAAUUCCAUAAGUCCGAAGAUAAUUUAAUUUGGUCAUCGCUACCGGUACCAAGUGCCCGAUUUUGCCGCUAGUGAAUUGUACUACGAUGUUGGUUAACCCUUUCAAAGAAGCACAUUGUAGUUUCUUUUAUAAGCUUAUAGAAUUGUGAGCACUGUUAGGUCUUAAUUAAUAGAGCAAUUUUGCGAACAGCAUACAACUCAAAUUUACAUUGUUCGUCAAUGCAAUCUACACGCACUAAAGGUUUUGUAGCAAAGUGAUCAGUUUUAAUAAAUAGGAUAACCAGAAACAUUUGUGCAGUCUUGGAUCGCUUUGCAGUCCAUAACGUCAUUUGUACGGCACUUAUAUUAAAGGAAUUAACUGCU
This is a messenger RNA of Pocillopora verrucosa, 4606 nucleotides long. The record is from RefSeq and is a predicted model, not a curated record. Lineage: Eukaryota; Metazoa; Cnidaria; Anthozoa; Scleractinia; Pocilloporidae.